GGCGCGCGUGAGCACUUCCGGGAACCAGCACGUGGCGGUGCAAGCGGUUUCCAGCCACGUGUAGCUCUGGUAGCGUCUUAGGCUCCGCGGGAAUCUUAGUUUAUGCGAUGGCGUCUCGGUAUGACCGGGCGAUCACCGUCUUCUCCCCAGACGGACACCUUUUCCAAGUGGAAUAUGCCCAGGAAGCAGUGAAGAAGGGAUCCACUGCGGUUGGAAUUAGAGGCACCAAUAUAGUUGUGCUUGGAGUAGAAAAAAAAUCUGUUGCUAAACUUCAAGAUGAAAGAACUGUGAGGAAAAUUUGUGCUCUUGAUGAUCAUGUCUGCAUGGCUUUUGCAGGAUUGACUGCUGAUGCUAGAGUAGUAAUAAACAGAGCCCGGGUGGAGUGCCAGAGCCAUAAGCUUACAGUUGAAGACCCAGUAACUGUAGAAUAUAUAACUCGCUUCAUAGCAACAUUAAAGCAGAAAUAUACCCAGAGCAAUGGGCGAAGACCUUUCGGAAUCUCUGCCUUAAUUGUAGGUUUUGAUGAUGAUGGUAUCCCAAGAUUAUAUCAGACAGAUCCCUCUGGUACUUACCAUGCAUGGAAAGCAAAUGCAAUAGGCCGAAGUGCUAAAACUGUCCGAGAAUUUCUAGAAAAGAAUUACACAGAAGAUGCUAUAGCAAAUGACAACGAAGCUAUUAAAUUAGCAAUAAGAGCUUUGCUAGAAGUUGUCCAGUCUGGUGGAAAAAAUAUUGAACUGGCUAUAAUAAGAAGAAAUCAACCUUUGAAGAUGUUUAGUGCUAAAGAAAUUGAGUUACAAGUAACUGAAAUAGAAAAGGAAAAGGAAGAAGCAGAGAAGAAAAAAUCAAAGAAAAAUGCCUAAUUCUUAGAAUGAGCAUUAGGAGUUUUUUAUGUUUUGCUGUACUGCUUGGAGUUACUUAAUGAAGAGUUAAAAGAAAUAAGUUAGUUUGCAGUAUUACCUUUAGUACUCAAAUGUGCUACUUUGAGAAUGCCAAAUUUGUGGCUGUCUUCAGUCUUACAUAGAUUGGUGUGAAGGUUUUCUUUAGAUAAGCAGAUAUAAUUAAGAAAAAAAUUCUAAUUUUAAGAAAUGAGUAAUUUGGGUGAAGUUUGAGUAUUCACCCUCAGUUAAAGAGCUGGCUAUUCCACAAUAAAUUGAAUGUAAUACUGAGUUGCAUUUAUUUUUUCCUAGCUUAUUCUCUGUUGUUUAUUCAUUCAAGAAGAUAUUAGAAGGACUGUAUAUACAAUUAGAAAAACCAAUAGAGAGGAAAAAAACAACAGUUUCCUCUGUGCAAGCUGUAUAAGUACAAGUUGUCAACUCAGCAUCCCUUCCCACCCCUUCCUAGGAAUAAGAAUAAGAAUUGUAUUUCCAAAAUGUUCUUCUACAUAUGGUUCCAGGUUGGAAUGUACCUAUGACAUACCUUCAUCUAAAAUUUGGAAAGCAAUAAAGAAGAUGAGGUCAUUGUUCUCUGUAUGCAGCCAGCCAGCAGCAUGGGCAUAUGGCAGACCUUCAGUUCACAGCAGCUCCCUGGAAAGUUACCAUCAGUCACUCAUUUUGUAUGGAUAAUCUUCAAAGUAGCUUCCAUGGAAGCUGAUUGGAAGAUUCCCUGUGAGGUUCUUUGCACUUUCACUGCUUGGGGACACAUUCCUGAGGAAAUUACAUUGCUUCUGAUGAUUACCA
Molecule: messenger RNA, 1676 nt
Organism: Ictidomys tridecemlineatus (thirteen-lined ground squirrel)
Lineage: Eukaryota; Metazoa; Chordata; Mammalia; Rodentia; Sciuridae
Gene: Psma8
Product: proteasome 20S subunit alpha 8
Biological process (GO): ubiquitin-dependent protein catabolic process
Cellular component (GO): proteasome core complex, alpha-subunit complex; proteasome core complex
Source: RefSeq, a predicted model, not a curated record